CCAAUCAGAGGGGAGGUGGCGGCGUGAACCGCGGCCAUCAGUUCGUUUGAAAUCGGUCUCGUGUGUACGUCUCGACACAACCAAUAUGUCCACCACGGAGAAGUCUGUUGCAAACGCUGACGAACAAGUCACAAAGGGAACCAAAAGGGCAGCUGAGGAGGAGGCAGAGGAUGCGAAGAAGCUGAAGGGGGAGGAGAAUGGUGAGGAGGAACUAGAAGAGGAGGAGGACUUGGAGGGAGAGGAGGAAGAGGACCUGGCAGAUGCUGAGGAGGAACUUGAUGAGGAAGCAGAAGAAGAGGAGGAAGGCGAGGGCGAAGAGGGAGAAGGAGAGGAGGAUGAAGAGGAUGAGGAUGCAGAGGAUGCGUAAGACGACAGCUGCUGAUGAAGACCGGCGAUGCAUCCCUAAGCCGGGGACCACCUGAGGAUGCCCGGCCGGGGGGCUGUGGGCGAUGGGCUCUGCUCCAGUUUUUAUUAUUGUAUUGUAUUAUAUUUCACGUACCUGUACAGUCAGUGUGAGAGAAGUAGCGCGUGAGUGUGAAUGAUAGAAGCGCCCCUCGCCCUGCCCCCCCGGCUCUAUGGAGCUCAAGCGUCCUCAACCCAGCAACGGCGACGCCCGCGCCCACCUGCCGCCCACAAGACCUCCGCUCGCACGCCCGCGCGGGUGGUGGGGUCGUGGGACCCCGGCGCGACCAGGCAGCAGAGAAGCAGGAGUUACCAGGGUGCGGUACCAGCGCACGAGUCGCCAAUACACCUCGUGUAGUGUCUAUUUUCCAUUGAUACCAAAAGCAAGCAGGGCUCCCUAUUUUAUUUUUCUACAAUGCAUCUCUUCUGAACUGAUGUGUUUUUUGGGCAGUACAAGAUAAUUUUCAUUCUUUAAUUUCAUAGGAGUGACAAGUGUCUCAUUUUGUGUGAAAGUCAAUAAAGCUUAAGUUGUCUGUA
Homarus americanus (American lobster) is the source of this 939-nucleotide messenger RNA. RefSeq names its product acidic leucine-rich nuclear phosphoprotein 32 family member B-like. The transcript has 3 exons. The record is from RefSeq and is a predicted model, not a curated record. NCBI's taxonomy places the organism in Eukaryota, Metazoa, Arthropoda, Malacostraca, Decapoda, Nephropidae. The coding region runs from base 86 to 367 and encodes 93 amino acids.